Aureobasidium uvarum is the source of this 759-nucleotide messenger RNA. The record is from the annotation of a GenBank genome assembly. NCBI's taxonomy places the organism in Eukaryota, Fungi, Ascomycota, Dothideomycetes, Dothideales, Saccotheciaceae.
AUGCACGCUGUCACCCUCCUUCUCCCCAUCCUUGCCGUUCUGGCACAGGCUUCUCCUCAAUCUGCACCCAAGACCAAUGAUUUCGCCGCAAUGCCUGGUGCUGGCAAGGGCCAGGCUCAAGCCAGAGCAUCUUCAAAGGCUGCCGAUCAACCCAUCAACGCCUCCAUGGCUGCCAUUAACAGCACCAUGCCUGCAUCAUCUACCUUCAGCUCACCUAUGGCUGCUUCGAUGAUUGCCUCUUCGGUCAGCUCUUCUGGUCUUGCGAAGAGCUCCAGUUCAGUCAAGUCGGCCCCCGGACCAGUGACCCACAAGCCUUCAACAACCCACAUGCCUUCAUCUGUUGCCCAGAAGGUAUCCUCAAAGAAGGCCUCUGUCUCGUCCAAGAAGGUUUCUAUGCCCUCCAAGGUCUCCUCCAAGAAGGUCUCCGUCUCAUCCAAGCAUUCCUCUGCGAAAGCUUCAGUCUCAUCUAAGCACUCCUCUGUCAAAGCUUCGAUCUCCUCAAAACACUCUUCGGUCAAGGCCUCUGCUUCGUCCAAACACUCGUCCGUCAAGGCCUCGGUCUCUGCCAAGAAGCCCGCUUCAACAUUGAAGACCACCACGAAGCCCAAGUCUCGCUCCAAGAAGCCUGCUUCUCAACCCCAGUCGACAAAGAAGACUGGCAGUUCCAAGAAGCCUGUGUCAACUGGCAAAGCUGCUGGAAAGUCUGAGACCAAGAAGGCAUCAGAGACCAAGCAUGCUGCAUCUACUCAGCACGCUUAG